AACAGUACACAUAAGACCUCGACUGGAGAUCCAGGAUCAGAGCAGAAGUGAGGAACGCCAGAGGAGCGUAGUACAGCACCACGGCCAUGGAUAGGCUUUGUACCGGAGCACUGUUGUUUAUUCUCAUCCUCAGCAACUUCGUCCAGGAGACGCAGACUGCAAGAUGCUGUCUUCAGUAUAAAAAGAUACCUGUCCGCUGCGCCCAUCUGAAGGGCUACACCAUCCAAGACACCAGAAGACACUGUGACCUGAUGGCCAUAAUCUUUCAAACCACGAAUGGCAAGUUUUUCUGCGCUGACCCCCUGAUGCCGUGGACCCAGGAGAGGGUCACCUGCCUAAUGCAAAAAGCUGCACGGAUGAAAAACGUGCAGCCUAAUUUUUAAGGGCGUAAGGCAGCACCUUUUCAUUUGUGCUGAAUGAUAAUAAACGAGCCUGCAGUCGGAUGAUGUCUUUGCUGUCCUGCCCUUCACUGUCCUGGCCUGAGAGCAUCUUAAAGAUCUGCUGUACUACUUUUGUUAUGAUUUUUUGAACAGAAAAAUCGUCCCUGGUGGGAACUGCCAGUCAUGUCUUAAUGACAGAUUACGUACUCUCAUACUCAGAGGAUGUUUCAUAAUGUUUUGUUUGUUUAUAAACAGAAGAUGUAUAUUUUGUUUUAUAUUUUUGUGUGUAUUCAUUCAUAUUUAUUAAUACCUGUUCGUUAAACUGCUAAGGGAAAUGUGGUCGUUACUCCAAAUAAAAUACUUUCUGGCAUAGAUGCCCAGUGGACUCUGACCACUACAGGUUGGUUUCCUGGACAGCGAUCAAGCCUCUAUUCACAAUGCUGUAGUCUAGGUCUAGGCUUGAAGGGGAAUUCCACUGAUUUUUGAUUUGCGUAAUUCAAUUAAUUCAAUUGAAAAGGUGUGAACAAAGUCAUUCAGAGCCCCGUUCUUGAAAAACGUACAGACAACUUACAUUAAAAUGUAAGAAAGUUA
This is a messenger RNA of Pygocentrus nattereri (red-bellied piranha), 971 nucleotides long. RefSeq names its product chemokine (C-C motif) ligand 20b (gene ccl20b). The coding region runs from base 87 to 383 and encodes 98 amino acids. NCBI's taxonomy places the organism in Eukaryota, Metazoa, Chordata, Actinopteri, Characiformes, Serrasalmidae. The transcript has 4 exons. Gene Ontology annotation, molecular function: CCR chemokine receptor binding; chemokine activity. The record is from RefSeq and is a predicted model, not a curated record. Gene Ontology annotation, cellular component: extracellular region. Gene Ontology annotation, biological process: monocyte chemotaxis; immune response; cellular response to tumor necrosis factor.